UUUUCAGAUGGGCUCUGUUUUAUUCGCUUAUCCUCACCGACGCGUGACAACAGAUUCGUUUCUCUCGGAAUCAACGGUGGAGAUGGCUCUAUCGCGCCUGUCAUCCCGAUCCAACGGUCUCUAUCGCCCGCUCUCCUCCGCCGCCGCUGCCGUCGUCCUCCGCCGUCCGAUCUCCACGGACACAACGCCGAUGACUAUUGAGACCUCCCUUCCCUUCACCGCCCACAUCUGCGAUGCGCCUUCGCGUGCCAUCGAGACCUCACCGAAGGAGCUCCUCUCCUUCUUCCGCCAGAUGGCUCUUAUGCGGCGGAUGGAGAUCGCCGCCGACUCGCUCUACAAGGCGAAGCUGAUCCGAGGGUUUUGCCAUCUUUACGACGGUCAGGAAGCUGUCGCCGUCGGCAUGGAAGCCGCGAUCACGAAGAAGGACGCCAUCAUCACGGCGUAUCGCGACCACUGCAUUUUCCUCGGCCGUGGUGGGACUCUCCUCGAGGUUUUCUCCGAGCUCAUGGGGAGACAAGCGGGUUGUUCCAAGGGGAAAGGUGGGUCGAUGCAUUUCUACAAGAAGGACUCAUCGUUCUACGGUGGUCAUGGAAUCGUCGGAGCUCAAAUUCCGUUAGGCUGUGGAAUCGCGUUUGCUCAGAAGUAUUCUAAGGAUGAAGCCGUGACUUUCGCGUUGUAUGGUGAUGGCGCUGCAAACCAGGGACAGCUUUUCGAAGCUCUGAAUAUGGCUGCGCUUUGGGAUUUACCGGCGAUUCUGGUCUGCGAGAACAACCAUUAUGGAAUGGGAACAGCUGAAUGGAGAGCUGCUAAGAGUCCAUCAUACUAUAAGCGUGGUGAUUACGUUCCCGGGUUGAAGGUAGAUGGAAUGGAUGUACUUGCUGUCAAACAAGCAUGUAAGUUUGCAAAGGAGCAUUCACUGAAGAAUGGACCCAUUAUUCUGGAGAUGGACACAUACAGGUACCACGGUCACUCCAUGUCGGAUCCCGGUAGCACAUACCGCACACGUGAUGAGAUAUCUGGUGUGAGGCAGGAACGAGAUCCGGUUGAAAGAGUGAGGAAGCUGAUACUAUCUCACGACCUAGCCACCGAGAAAGAGCUUAAGGAUAUGGAGAAGGAAGUAAGGAAAGAAGUAGAUGACGCCAUUGCUCAAGCAAAGGAAAGCCCGAUGCCAGAUCCUUCGGAGCUAUUCACCAACGUCUACGUAAAGGGGCUUGGCACCGAGGCAUUUGGAGCUGACAGAAAAGAAAUCAGAGCUACUCUUCCUUGAAGCUGAAAUCUUCUAAAGCCCUUUGAGGUGUAUAUACAUAAUACAUACAUAUAUAUAUUAUAUAUAUAUAUAUAUAUAUAUAAUAUUGGGUAUAAAACAAUGGUUUUAGAGAGUAAUCACUCUCCUUGCGCACAUAAUCCUUGUGUCGUUCCUUGUGUUUAUAUAUUAGGAUGGAAAGAAAUAUUUCAGUUCAAUAAAUGGUGUGGUUUGUCUUUA
Tarenaya hassleriana is the source of this 1483-nucleotide messenger RNA. Its product is annotated as pyruvate dehydrogenase E1 component subunit alpha-1, mitochondrial. The transcript is spliced from 8 exons. The coding region runs from base 8 to 1267 and encodes 419 amino acids. Gene Ontology annotation, biological process: pyruvate decarboxylation to acetyl-CoA. The record is from RefSeq and is a predicted model, not a curated record. Gene Ontology annotation, molecular function: pyruvate dehydrogenase (acetyl-transferring) activity. NCBI's taxonomy places the organism in Eukaryota, Viridiplantae, Streptophyta, Magnoliopsida, Brassicales, Cleomaceae. Gene Ontology annotation, cellular component: intracellular membrane-bounded organelle.